Molecule: messenger RNA, 2476 nt
Organism: Phragmites australis (common reed)
Lineage: Eukaryota; Viridiplantae; Streptophyta; Magnoliopsida; Poales; Poaceae
Exons: 1
Coding region: 530-2083 (517 amino acids)
Molecular function (GO): protein binding
Source: RefSeq, a predicted model, not a curated record
CACAUGGAAGAAUGCCUGCACAGCGUCGCGAUUCCAUUCCCCUCUCUCAAAAAAAGAGAAAUCAUCGCCAUUCCAUUCACUCGUCUAAAAAAGAAUCGCGAUUCACGGGCAUUCACCCGCAUUUUUUUCCUUUGCAAUUUUCUUUGUAGUGUUAUACACUACUACACCAUCUCCAUGUCCUUUUCUUCUAAAAGUCUAUAACUUCUCAUCCACUAUUUUUUCACACAUCUCUUCUAUUUUUUCCUACAUAAUCUCCACGUUUCUCUUCUUAUCCAAACACUAUGACAGAAGAGUCUGAAAGGGCAUUCCUUUUUGUGAGGCGAAUUGGCUUCUAGGCAAAUCCCCCAAACAUCUUUUUUUGUGAGCCGAAUUGGCGAAUUGGCUCGGCAGCCGCAAGGCCCAUCCAAAAUAUUCCUCUCACCCUUCACAGCACGAGGCCAGUCAUCGCCAGCUGGCAACAGAAGAUUCGCUCGCUGCCCGUCGACCCAACGGUCGUCUCGACUCGAGAGGGCACCUCCGCCCCGCGGGCAUGGCGGACAACGGAGGGAAUCACGCCGCGAACGGAGCCGUGGAGAAUGGAGGUGACCACGCCCUCGCCGUUGCUGUGGCCGCGGCGAACGGAGGGGACCCCGACCUCGACCAUGCCGUGGCUGAGGCGAACGGACCCGUGGAGAACGGAGGGAACCAGGCCGCGAACGGGGCCGCGGAGAACGGAGGAGGCCACGCGGCGAACGGCGCUGUGGAGAAUGGAGGUGACCACGCCGUCGCCGUCGCCGUUGCCGUGGCCGCGGCGAACGGUGGGGACCCCGACCUCGCCCAUGCCGUGGCGGCAGCGAACGGAGGCAACCCCGCCCUCGCACAUGCCGCGGCUGCGGCGAACGGAGGCUCCGUGGCCCCGGCCUUGCGGCUCAUCCCGGAGGCCGCCCUCUACCAGGUCCUCCUCCGCAUGCCGGCCGUCAUGGUCGCCCGCUUCCGCGCCUCCUGCAGGAGGUGGCGCGACCUCACCAGCACGGAGGCCUUCCGCCGCGAGCACCACCUCUAUCGCUCCCGCCGUCCUACUCCGCUAUUCUUCUACCGUCUCGACCACCAGGCCGUGCCCCUCGACGACCACGUCCGCGUCCACCUCCGCGCCGUGGACAUCCACCGCCGCGAGUCAUUCCCGGUCUUCCGCUUCGCGCACCUCGACCCCGCACUCCCCAUCGUCGACCCGCGCGUGUUCCGGAUCGAGGGCUCCUGCGACGGCAUCCUCCUCCUCUCCUAUGACGCCAUGCUUUACGCCUGCAAUCCCUGCACCCGCCGCUGGGCGCACCUCCCGCCGCUCCACCGCCUCGCUGACAUCGUUGGCUUCUACGCGCGCGACCUGUGUGGCGGGAGGGAGUACCGGGUGCUCUACCACACGGGGCACCAGGACGAGGACUGCAGGUACUGGAUCCUCACCUUCCCGGACUAUGCGGCGAGGUACAUCGGGCGCCCGACCAACUUGGAGGCCAUCAACUUUGUGCUGGCCGGAGGGAUAUGUCCUUCCUUCGAAAUGCCGCCCAUCAUGGUCCGGGAAUGCCUGCACUGGCGGCCACAGGUUUACCAGGACAACAGCUACCUGCUGGUGUUCGACACGGCUGCCGAGCUGUUCCGGGGGAUGCGUCCUCCUCGCGUGCUAGACCACCAUGGCUGGAUUCAGGUCGAGGGCGAGCAGCUGCUUGAGAUCAAUGGCAUGCUCGCCAUGAUCGUUGUCUCUCCGAUGAUGGCAGGUGUGUGGGUUCUCCAGGAUUACAUGAGGCAGAUUUGGGUCUACGAGUACCAGAUUCAGUUGCCGGUGGGUGCGAUCCACGAUAACCAUGGCUAUGAUGAGGAAGCAGCACUAUCCGCAGUUGUGUUCGUCGUGUCCGAGGAGCGAAACGUGUUGAUACAGUGCACACAUGCCAUGUUGCAAUGCGAUGCCAUUGCGACUGUGCUGCAGACUUACCAACUUGCUGGUAAUUGCACCAUGCUGUCCGGAUACAUGCUCCAGGAAAGCCUUAUUCUGCAUGCCUUCCUGCCGCUGCGACCGAGUGAUGCGAAUAACGGUGACCCGCCUUUCUUCUAGGCACCAUAGGGUGCUGUGAUUGUUCUUGCCUAGCAACCUGUUUGCUAUUUUUUGGGUCUAUGCUUUUGGUGCUGAAUUUUCUAUACAUGGUGGUGAGUCGUAUAGGAAUUGCUUUGGGCAGUGUAUUUCUACAAACUUCUAUACAUGGUGGAUUGGUGGUGAACUAUGAAGUUGCGUUUGGCAAUGUAGUUCUGCAGACUUAAUCCAUUGCUAAAACAUUUAUGUUUAGAAAGCAAAAUGUUUCAGCCUUCUGUUGAUACAUAUGCGCUCUAAAUCUUUGAUUACAUAGAAUGAGAAAAACAACCUGAGUUCUGUUUACUAUAAUGUAAUGUCUCGUCUCAUCCUUCUGUUGUUUUGCAUCUGUGUAUGGUGAUAGCUUGCAGAAUUACAUAU